CCUGUUUGGAGUCCGGGCAGUAGAAGGAGAAGAAGAAGAAGGAAGAGAGGAGGCUCCUCUCUCACAUCAACACAAAGUGAUGCUCGACAGAUUCGUCAUCUGCGACACUAACACUUAACCCAUCCCCACGGAGUCUUUACACUGAUCUCCAGUCUGUCAAGGGACCGACACAUCAACUGUUACUCGGAGAGGUCGCUGUCCUCAGCAACAAGAGCCAAAUGAACGGAGCAGCAUUCCCUUCCCCCACGGCAGAGAUGGCGGAGAUGAACCGUAUCCAGUAUGAGCUGGACUACACCGAGGGGAUCAGCCAGAGGAUGCGCAUCCCUGAGAUGCUCAAAGUGUCCAACGAGGACCCUAACUUUGGAUCCCAAGAGGUCCCCCGCAGCGUCUUAAUGCAAGUGCCAGAGAGAAUCGUGAUUUCAGGAGAAAGUAGUGAUUCCCAGUACUCCAGACCUAGAGAUCUCGACCUUAUCCAGUCAACACCACUUGAAGCCCUUUCCCUGAAGACACCACCCAGAGUCCUCACCCUCAAUGAGCGACCCCUGGACUUCAUGGAAGAGGAGCAGCGGGGAGCUCCGGACAAUGAGGAGUUGCUGCGGCCCCAAGGACGAGUGCGACGAGAACGCUCAGCCAGUGAGAACACCCCCGUCCGUCAGAUCAGUCAGCCGAUGAAAACUGAUUCAGCUGCGACCCCGUCCCCCCCAGCCACUAUCCACACUUGUCUCCCUCUCACCGUGACCGAGGAAGAGCACAACCUGUACAGCGCUAGCGGCGUAUUAUCUUUCCUCCAGUCUACCACACGUCGGGCCUACCAGCAGGUCCUGGAGGUCUUGGAUGAGAACCCUCGCAGCAAACCAUCUCUGCGAGGGGGGUCAGCUUCAGGCUCCAACCCCCUGCAUGAAACCAGGCUUGCACUAUCAUCUUACGAGGCAUCGCUGGACGCCGGGCCUGAUGAUAUGACAGUGGUUGAUGCAACAACACUUCGACGUCAGCUCAUCAAGUUAAACCGGAGACUCCAACAUCUGGAAGAGGAGAACAAGGAGCGAGCGAAGCGGGAGAUGAUCGUGUACUCGGUCUCCGUAGCCUUCUGGCUCGUCAACACUUGGGUGUGGCUGCGACGUUAGAGCCGUUCUGUGUUUCUGAAAUCACCUUGACAAGAGAACGUACAUAUCCUUAUUCUAUGUGUCAAACUUUAGCUGCCCGCUGCACUCCGGCCCUGUGCGUUGAAGACCUUGACGCGUGUUCAAGGCCUUGUUGGGCACAGGGCUGAUCUCUUUUGAUUUUUGUUUAUUUAAUACAUGUACAGUUUUAUUUUUUUACUCUUGGCUUGUUCUUGUCUUUUCUGUUUUCAUGUGCUUUGUUUUGUAUUAGAGAUCUUAUUUCUCAAUGCUAAGCAUGACUUGUUGUAAAUAGUUGUUCAUGUCACUCAGAGCUUUGGAGGGGAGUGAUCCAGACCUACGGCGUAGUUUACCAAAAUAAAGAAGUUGGGGGUUUAAAAUGUUGAAUAUAUUUAAUGCGAGUGAGAGUCGUACGUGACUUGAACCUUAAAUAAAGCCAUAUACAUGA
Molecule: messenger RNA, 1566 nt
Organism: Pleuronectes platessa (European plaice)
Lineage: Eukaryota; Metazoa; Chordata; Actinopteri; Pleuronectiformes; Pleuronectidae
Gene: mffa
Product: mitochondrial fission factor a
Exons: 8
Coding region: 219-1124 (301 amino acids)
Biological process (GO): positive regulation of mitochondrial fission
Cellular component (GO): mitochondrial outer membrane; peroxisome
Source: RefSeq, a predicted model, not a curated record